UUACCCUGCAAAUUGCGAAGCCAUUAGAGAGAGAGAGAGAGAGAGAGAGAGAGAGAGAGAGUUGGUGUUGUGGUGGAAGAUGGCGGCUACGUUCAGGUGGAUACUGCAACUACACAAGGACGUUCCAAAAGCUGCGAAAUUCUACUCAGAGGGUUUAGACUUCACCGUCAAUGUCUGUACCCUUCGUUGGGCCGAACUUCAAUCCGGUCCUCUCAAACUCGCUCUCUUACAUUCCCCAAGUGAACCUCCCCCGCAGAAGGGAUACUCAUCAGUCUUAUCCUUCACAGUGACGGACAUUAACAAUACCGUGACAAAACUAAUGGCUUUGGGUGCAGAGCUGGAUGGUCCCAUCAAAUAUGAGAUCCAUGGAAAGGUUGCAGCGAUGCGUUGUGUUGAUGGGCAUAUGGUGGGUCUUCAUGAGCCUGCCUGAAAGUGCCUCACAGUGAGCAGUGUCCCUUUGCAAGCUUCGAAAGGAAGAAACCGCCUUUUAGGGAAUCAAAUUAAUGAAAAGCCUCUGUUAUUUGAAGACCUGGGGAAUGCAAGAAUAGGUUUCUGCCCUUCUCCAUUUUGUUUAACUGCAAUAUAUGAAUGUUGAUAUGGAUCAACUAUGAGACAGAUAAAAUUGGGACAAUAUGUUUAAUUGUGGAGUGAUGAGACGCUAAUUUGAAGAAGAAUUAGGCAAUGUCAGAGAAGAUAUUAGCAGAGUGUAUGCUUUGCCACAAGCGGGGAUAUUAGGAGUGCAUUAAUCUCUUUUUUCUUCAAGGAUAGGUGUUUAGGGCCUUUCUUUGUUGUCGCCUUUGAACUUCAAAGAACAAGUAAUGUACUAAUUAGAUAUGCGAAUGACUUCAUAUGAGUAUCGACUAUUAAUAAA
Messenger RNA from Rhododendron vialii, 871 nucleotides. RefSeq lists its product as uncharacterized. Lineage: Eukaryota; Viridiplantae; Streptophyta; Magnoliopsida; Ericales; Ericaceae. The transcript is spliced from 3 exons. Bases 80 to 430 code for a protein of 116 amino acids. The record is from RefSeq and is a predicted model, not a curated record.